Salvia splendens (bonfire salvia) is the source of this 1399-nucleotide messenger RNA. RefSeq names its product 2-dehydro-3-deoxyphosphooctonate aldolase 1. Gene Ontology annotation, cellular component: cytoplasm. Bases 266 to 1138 code for a protein of 290 amino acids. Gene Ontology annotation, molecular function: 3-deoxy-8-phosphooctulonate synthase activity. The transcript has 13 exons. The record is from RefSeq and is a predicted model, not a curated record. Lineage: Eukaryota; Viridiplantae; Streptophyta; Magnoliopsida; Lamiales; Lamiaceae. Gene Ontology annotation, biological process: biosynthetic process.
CUCAAGAACAACUUAAUUAUCAGCUGGAAAAUAUAGCGUAUCUUUCACCGACAGACUGUGUUGAUUCGUUGCAUUGAAUUUCAGAUCCAAAUAAUUCCGAGAUGAUUGUUACGUAUGCUUAACUGACAGACUGUGGCGGACCAUUGCAAUAGUAUAUCAUCAGAUCCGGUGGAUUUCGAUUUCGAUUUCUCACUCCGCUUUCUGAGCUGCUCGUCUCAUUUCCGUUUGAAUUUCAUCUACCGGCUGCAAAUUUUCGACCGGAGAUAUGGAUUCAUCAACUCUGCUUUACAAUCAGCUCAAGGCUGCGGAUCCAUUUUUCCUGCUGGCAGGCCCCAAUGUGAUUGAAUCGGAGGAGCACAUUCUCUACAUGGCCAAAAACCUUAAAUCCAUCGCUUCUAAACUUGGUUUGCCGCUGGUUUUUAAGUCGAGCUUCGACAAAGCUAAUCGGACGUCGUCUAAGUCGUUUCGUGGCCCAGGUUUGGCUGAAGGAUUGAAGAUCCUUGAGAAGGUGAAAACAACUUAUGACAUUCCAAUAGUUACUGAUGUGCACGAAACAAUACAGUGUGAAGCUGUUGGCAAGGUUGCAGACAUAAUUCAGAUUCCUGCUUUUUUGUGCCGACAGACAGAUCUGCUUGUAGCAGCUGCAAAGACUGGGAAAAUUAUCAACAUUAAGAAAGGCCAAUUUUGUGCGCCUUCAGUCAUGGAAAAUUCUGCUGAAAAGAUAAGAUUGGCUGGAAAUGAAAAUGUUAUGGUUUGUGAGAGAGGCACUAUGUUUGGUUACAAUGACCUUAUUGUUGAUCCACGCAAUUUUGAGUGGUUGAGGGAGGCCAAUUGUCCUGUUGUUGCUGAUAUAACACACUCUCUUCAACAACCGGCUGGGAGAAAGCUUGAAGGUGGUGGUGUUGCCAGUGGUGGUCUACGUGAACUGAUACCCUGCAUUGCCCGGACUGCAGUUGCUGUUGGGGUUGACGGAAUCUUUAUGGAGGUGCAUGAUGACCCGCUAAAGGCACCAGUUGAUGGUCCAACACAGUGGCCUCUACGUCAUCUGGAGGAACUCUUGGAAGAGCUCAUUGCAAUUGCUCGGGUUAGCAAGGGGAAGAAACAGUAUGAAAUCGACCUCACUCCAUUUCGGCCGUGAGAACCAGAGCAGAUUCCACUGCGUGCUCUACCUCCAUGGGCAGGACGCGCGUUGGGGAAAAACAUCUUUGGCUUUGUGAUAUAUUCUAUUCGACCGUAUUAUUAUUUCGAUAAUGAUUUGUAUCAGCAGCCCUGCUUGUAUCUGUAGUCAAACUAAAAUUUCUAUAUUUUCUGUCAUAUGUAUUUGGUACAAGCGCUCUAUAAAUGUUUCGUAUAUUUUGAACGUGCAAUAAAAAUUCUUAAUAGUAUUAAGAAUGUGCAA